UUUCUUUCUACUGCUCUCUUCGAAUCCUCAGCUGGGCUCUAUUUUUUUUUCUCUCGAAUCAUUCAAACUGUAAAAAGAAACCAUGCUUGCUCGGAAAUCUGCGACAUGGAUUUUGUUGCUGCUUGUGAUCUUUUCCAUCUUCUUUGACUCAUCAGUGGCCCAACUUGAUUCUUGCUGGGCUGCUAAGAAGAGAAAAAUGCGGGAGAAAGUCAGAAAAAUGUUCUACCAUGCGUAUGAAAACUACAUAACACAUGCAUUUCCGCAUGAUGAGCUAAAGCCUCUCACCAAGUCUUUCACUGACUCACUUAGUGAACUUGGAAAUCUGAAGCUUGAACACUUGCCACAAGACUAUAAUGGAUCUGCACUUACGCUCAUUGAAUCAUUGUCUAGCCUUGUUAUUUUAGGCAAUUACACAGAAUUUGGAAGGGCAGUUCUUUGGCUUUCUGAAAAUCUAAAAUUUGAUGUUGAUGCAAGGGUAAACCUAUUUGAGUGCAAUAUAAGAGUUCUUGGAGGACUUAUUUCUGCUCAUCUUCUUGCAACUGACUCUACAAAUAGAUUGCUUCAAGGAUCUUACAAGAAUCAGUUGCUUUGGCUGGCUGAAGAUUUAGGGCAACGCUUCCUACCUGCAUUUGAUACACCCAGUGGAUUGCCAUAUGCGUGGAUUAACUUAAAGUAUGGAGUCAUGGAGAAUGAGACAACUGAAACAAGCACCUCAGGGUGUGGUUCUCUGAUCCUUGAAAUGGGAGCAUUAUCGCAAUUAACUGGUGAUCCUAGAUAUGAGUCUGCAGCUUUACGUGCUCUUCGGAAGUUAUGGAGUAUGCGCAGUUCAUUAAACUUGUUAGGAACAACGUUGGAUGUUGCAACUGGUGAAUGGAUUGAGCAUUCAUCUGGAAUUGGAGCUGGGGUUGAUUCAUUCUAUGAGUAUCUUUACAAGGCUCACAUUCUUUUCGGAAAGGAGGAUUUCUGGAGAAUGUUUCAUUCUGCUUAUCUUGCUGUGCAGAAAUAUUUCAGACAUGGCCCAUGGUACCAUGAAGCUGACAUGAGGACUGGAAAAGCAACUUAUUGGCAACUGACAAGCCUUCAAGCCUUUUGGCCUGGUCUACAGGUUCUUGUUGGGGAUAUUGCAGCUGCCAAUUCAUCGCAUCGGGAAUUUUUUUAUUUGUGGAAGAAGUUUGGGGUGCUACCUGAAAGGUAUUUGCUGGAUCAUCUAACAGUACAUCCUACAGAGAAGUAUUAUCCAUUGCGCCCUGAAUUGGCAGAGUCCACAUUCUACUUAUAUCAAGCAACAAAAGAUCCAUGGUAUAUACACGUGGGUGAAUCAAUUGUUAAUUCCCUUAAUUUAUACGCCAAAGUGGAAGGAGGUUUUGCCAGCAUUAGAGACGUGACAACUAUGCAAAGGGAAGAUCAUCAGCAUAGUUUCUUUCUUGCUGAAACGUGCAAGUACUUGUAUCUUCUUUUUGAUGAUUCAUUUUUGGUCAAUCGAAAUUAUAUAUUCACAACUGAGGGCCAUCCUUUACCCGUGCUAAGUGCUUGGCAUGAUAGGCUUCCAGAGACGUACAUCCCUUCGAACUGGACUUACAUCAAGAAUGAAAAGCAAGUAAAACAAGCAAGUGCAAUGUCUCAGCAAGUCUGUCCAGCGAUGAGUUCAAGUUCAGGAGAUGAUGACCAAGGGGUUGAGAGUGCUUGCCAUGUGCCUGAUGCUCGUAGUGACCACAGGUGUUUCAGUGACGAGGAAUGUGGGGUUGACGCGAUCAGCUGCAGAAGAAGAUCAUGCAGCAUUGCUGGCUACUGUGGACUAUGGCUGUUCAUAUGACACUGAUAUAAACAGGCAUUAUUUCAUGACAAACAGCAAAAUUCAUCUUAAAAAGGAAAAGGAAAAAAGAAUCCCGUGGAGUGUGCAAUGAAAGUCAUUUCUGUCAGGAAUGUGAUCUAACGCCAGUUCAGUUAGAUUAAAUAGAAGGAAGAAAUAAGUAGAGUACAUAAAUUCUUGACGAUAAUGCAGUAAUAUCAUUUGUAAGCGUUUCAAUGGAAUUGGGUUAUUAUUUUUCCUGCUA
Messenger RNA from Hevea brasiliensis (rubber tree), 2054 nucleotides. Its product is annotated as alpha-mannosidase I MNS5. Bases 83 to 1813 code for a protein of 576 amino acids. Gene Ontology annotation, biological process: endoplasmic reticulum mannose trimming; mannose trimming involved in glycoprotein ERAD pathway; carbohydrate metabolic process. Gene Ontology annotation, cellular component: endoplasmic reticulum; membrane. Lineage: Eukaryota; Viridiplantae; Streptophyta; Magnoliopsida; Malpighiales; Euphorbiaceae. Gene Ontology annotation, molecular function: calcium ion binding; mannosyl-oligosaccharide 1,2-alpha-mannosidase activity. The record is from RefSeq and is a predicted model, not a curated record. The transcript has 15 exons.